Molecule: messenger RNA, 3453 nt
Organism: Orycteropus afer afer
Lineage: Eukaryota; Metazoa; Chordata; Mammalia; Tubulidentata; Orycteropodidae
Gene: XPO4
Product: exportin 4
Exons: 23
Coding region: 1-3453 (1150 amino acids)
Biological process (GO): protein export from nucleus
Cellular component (GO): cytoplasm; nuclear pore
Molecular function (GO): nuclear export signal receptor activity
Source: RefSeq, a predicted model, not a curated record
AUGAUGGCGGCGGCGCUGGGGCCCCCAGAAGUGAUCGCUCAGCUGGAGAACGCGGCCAAAGUUUUGAUGGCACCACCUUCCAUGGUCAAUAAUGAGCAGCGCCAGCAUGCAGAGCACAUAUUCUUAUCAUUUAGGAAAUCAAAGUCACCGUUUGCAGUUUGCAAGCAUAUUUUGGAAACUAGUAAAGUGGACUAUGUCCUUUUUCAAGCUGCCACAGCCAUAAUGGAAGCAGUUGUACGAGAGUGGAUUCUCUUGGAAAAAGGUAGCAUCGAGUCACUGCGAACAUUCCUUUUAACCUAUGUCUUACAAAGACCUAACCUCCAAAAGUAUGUUCGGGAACAGAUUCUAUUAGCAGUAGCUGUAAUUGUAAAACGAGGAUCAUUAGAUAAAUCAAUUGACUGCAAAAGCAUUUUUCAUGAAGUCAGCCAGUUGAUAAGUAGUGGCAAUCCCACUGUGCAAACACUGGCCUGUUCUAUUCUAACUGCACUAUUGAGUGAAUUCUCAAGUUCAAGUAAAACUAGCAACAUUGGACUAAGUAUGGAAUUCCACGGUAACUGCAAAAGAAUUUUUCAGGAAGAAGACCUUCGCCAGAUCUUCAUGCUAACGGUGGAAGUUCUGCAGGAGUUCAGCAGGCGGGAAAACCUCAAUGCUCAGAUGUCUUCGGUAUUCCAGCGUUACCUUGCACUUGCUAAUCAAGUCUUGAGCUGGAACUUUCUUCCUCCAAAUUUGGGCCGACAUUAUAUAGCUAUGUUUGAAUCCUCACAAAAUGUGAUGUUAAAGCCAACAGACUCCUGGCGGGAGACUCUACUGGACAGCAGAGUCAUGGAGCUUUUCUUCACAGUACAUCGAAAAAUCAGAGAAGACUCAGAUAUGGCACAAGACUCUCUCCAGUGCCUUGCCCAGUUAGCUUCUCUUCAUGGACCCAUCUUCCCCGACGAAGGAUCACAAGUUGAUUACCUAGCUCACUUCAUUGAGGGAUUACUGAACACGAUCAAUGGAAUUGAAAUAGAAGAUUCUGAAGCUGUGGGAAUUUCCAGCAUUAUCAGCAACCUGAUAACUGUGUUCCCUCGAAACGCUCUAACUGCCAUUCCAAAUGAACUUUUCUCCUCCUUUGUGAACUGCCUCACACACCUCACUUGUUCCUUUGGGCGAAGCGCUGCGUUGGAAGAAGUGCUUGAUAAAGAUGACAUGGUAUACAUGGAAGCAUAUGAUAAAUUGCUGGAGUCCUGGCUAACUUUGGUCCAAGAUGACAAACAUUUCCAUAAAGGCUUUUUUACCCAGCAUGCAGUUCAAGUCUUUAAUUCCUAUAUUCAGUGCCACCUAGCUGCUCCAGAUGGCACAAGGAAUUUGACUGCCAAUGGUGUGGCCUCUCGUGAGGAAGAAGAAAUUAGCGAACUUCAAGAAGAUGAUCGAGACCAGUUUUCUGACCAAUUGGCCAGUGUAGGAAUGCUAGGAAGAAUUGCUGCAGAUCACUGUAUACCUCUUCUUACAAGCUUAUUAGAAGAACGAGUAACACGGCUUCAUGGUCAGUUACAGCGACACCAGCAGCAGUUACUUGCCUCAUCUGGUUCAGGCACGAUCGACAACAAAAUGCUGGAUGAUCUGUAUGAAGAUAUUCACUGGCUUAUUUUAGUUACAGGCUACCUCUUAGCUGAUGAUACUCAGGGAGAGACUCCGCUAAUACCUCCAGAAAUAAUGGAAUAUUCCAUUAAGCGUUCAUCUGAAGUUGACAUUAAUACAACACUUCAAAUUUUGGGAUCUCCAGGAGAAAAGGCUUCUUCCAUCCCAGGGUACAACAGAACAGAUUCUGUGAUUAGGCUGCUAUCUGCCAUUCUCAGAGUUUCAGAAGUUGAAUCUAGAGCAAUAAGAGCAGAUCUAACUCAUCUACUAAGUCCCCAAAUGGGGAAAGAUAUUGUUUGGUUUCUAAAACGCUGGGCAAAGACUUACCUCCUGGUGGAUGAAAAACUGUAUGACCAGAUAAGCCUGCCAUUCAGUACAGCAUUUGGAGCAGAUACUGAGGGUUCUCAGUGGAUUAUUGGCUACCUCUUACAGAAAGUCAUCAGUAACCUGUCUGUGUGGAGCAGUGAGCAAGACCUGGCUAGUGACACUGUGCAGUUACUUGUGACUUUGGUGGAAAGAAGAGAAAGGGCAAACUUAGUAAUUCAGUGUGAAAACUGGUGGAAUUUAGCUAAACAGUUUGCAAGACGAAGCCCACCUCUUAAUUUCUUGUCAAGUCCCGUGCAGAGGACGCUGAUGAAGGCGCUUGUUUUAGGAGGUUUUGCCCAUAUGGACACUGAAACCAAACAACAGUAUUGGACAGAGGUUCUUCAGCCACUUCAGCAGCGAUUCUUAAGAGUGAUCAAUCAAGAAAACUUUCAGCAGAUGUGUCAGCAAGAGGAAGUCAAGCAGGAAAUCACGGCCACGUUGGAGGCACUCUGUGGCAUUGCCGAGGCUACCCAGAUUGACAAUGUAGCAAUCCUUUUUAAUUUCCUGAUGGACUUCCUUACCAACUGCAUUGGACUGAUGGAAGUUUAUAAAAAUACCCCAGAGACUAUCAAUCUUAUCAUAGAAGUUUUUGUUGAAGUUGCACAUAAACAAAUAUGCUAUCUUGGAGAGUCCAAAGCUAUGAACUUGUAUGAAGCCUGCCUUACUUUGUUGCAAGUGUAUUCUAAGAAUAAUUUAGGGCGGCAGAGAAUAGAUGUUACAGCAGAGGAAGAACAAUACCAAGACCUUCUUCUCAUUAUGGAACUUCUUACUAAUCUUCUAUCAAAGGAAUUCAUCGACUUCAGUGAUACAGAUGAAGUUUUUAGAGGACAUGAACCAGGUCAAGCAGCCAACAGAUCAGUAUCAGCAGCUGAUGUUGUUUUAUAUGGAGUCAACCUGAUUCUGCCCUUGAUGUCACAAGACCUUUUGAAGUUCCCAACCCUUUGUAAUCAGUACUACAAAUUAAUCACAUUCAUCUGUGAGAUAUUUCCUGAAAAAAUACCACAGCUUCCGGAAGAUCUGUUUAAAAGUCUGAUGUACUCGCUGGAACUAGGAAUGACAAUGAGUUCGGAAGUUUGCCAGCUUUGCCUAGAGGCCUUGACGCCAUUAGCUGAACAGUGUGCAAAAGCACAAGAAACAGAUUCACCACUUUUUCUAGCAACACGGCACUUUCUUAAGCUGGUUUUUGAUAUGCUGGUUUUGCAAAAGCACAAUACCGAGAUGACAACUGCAGCAGGUGAAGCAUUCUACACACUGGUGUGCUUGCAUCAGGCUGAAUAUUCUGAAUUGGUUGAAACAUUACUGUCGAGUCAACAAGACCCAGUUAUUUACCAGCGAUUAGCUGAUGCCUUCAACAAGCUCACUGCAAGCAGCACUCCUCCCACGCUGGAUCGAAAGCAGAAGAUGGCCUUCCUAAAGAGUUUAGAAGAAUUUAUGGCAAAUGUUGGUGGCCUCCUUUGUGUAAAAUAA